CCUUCACUCCAACCGUGUUUCUCGAGCUGUUUCUUGGCAAAAUCCAAGCCACGAGAUUCUUCUGAAGCAGCUGUUUCUCCUCCGAUAUGAAAAUUUACCAUCCUCGAAGGCUCGCACAGUUGAACGAACAAUGAUCAUUGAUCAUGUAUUAAAAUAUGAUCACAGUGACAACAGUGAUAUAUGACCUCCUAUAUCUAUAGGGAUGUAAUAAAGAUCAUGGAAGGAAUAUAGGGAUCAUAUAGGAAUGUAAUUGUAACCACAUUUUACGGUGAGAAUCAGAGAAUGUGAAGGAUCGUAUAGGAAUAUAUCCAGGAUAACAUUGAAUAAUUAUAGUUUAUGGUCUUUGCGUGUUUUCGUUUGUGAACAGUGUCACUUCUUCAGCAAUUUAUACGUUUCUAAGUUCAAUAACUUCAAUUUCAGUAAAGUUGUGAGUUGUUAUAAAUUAUAACCUGAGUAUCAGGCUCUAAAAAGUACGGCCUGAUACUCAGGUUAUAUAAAUUAUUUCAAAGUUCACGGUACAUGAAUCUGUGACAUUUCUAUCCACAAUAGCCCCUUUGACUUCGACCCGCACUCGGGCAGUCGACCUUGACCUUUGAUCAUGUCUUGUUCGAUGCUCUCGUUGGGCCACGUUUUCAAAGGAAGUAAACGCAAGAUGUUUGCGGAAACGACUCAAAUUUAGCUGUUAAUAUUCAAAUUUUCGUCCACAUCUGGCCAGCUUUGCGCGUUUUGUACACGUUCGUGUAAAAUUUGAUGCUUUAUAACGUCUUUAAACUUGGUAUUCGUUCGAUCAUUGUUAAUUGAGUGCGGUUAAUUUUGUGUUUUGUGAUUACCUGUCAAAGUUCGCAAGCAUGACGCAUAUUGGAAGAGAACUUGCGUUUAUUGUGCUGUUAGCUGUAUUAUUUGUCGCUCAUUGUAAACCUGUACAGAAACCCAAAGACACGGAAGAAAACAAAAAAGAUGACUGGAGAAAAGAGGAGGACCCGGCUUACGUUAAAUACUUAAAACAAGUCAUCGAAAUUUUAGAAGAAGAUGAAAAUUUUUCAAAGAAACUUGAGAAUGUGACAGAGGAGGAUAUACGUAGCGGUAAAAUUGCUGAAGAGAUAGAUUUUGCAAGUCAUCAUAUUCGCACAAGACUGGACGAACUCAAGCGAAAGGAGAUUGAGUCUCAGAGACAGUUACUGAGAAAGCAACAAGACACACGUAGGGGUAUACAUAGAGAAUACUGGCAUCCUUUAAACGACAGAGAAAAUCCAGAUACAUUUGAAGUUGAGGAUUUAAAAAAAUUACUUUCCAAGGUAAUUAUUGAGCAUGAAAAUUGAAGUGGUUUGUUUUUCCUUUGAUUCCUUGCUUUUUAGGUUUAAUAGGCAAACUGGUCACCACCACCAUGGGAGCCUCUUUGGAGGGGAAAAUAUGCUAUUUACUCAGGUUAAUGCAUGAGUCAAUACCAUAAGUGACCACACCACCCCCGAACACUCAGGCAUUUGCUGCUUUUUUAAAAUACAAAUCCCUAGCUCUGGGGCAAUGCUCUUUCCUCCACACAGCUUUCUUGGCUUCUUAACAAGGAUAAGCUUCGAUAUUAUAAGACUUAAACAAGAUGAUUAAAGCCCCGUUUACACUACGCUCAAUUUUUGGUACGGCACGGAUAAAAUUGGUACCCGUACCACUUUUUUGGUUCUUGGACUACCUAUUUAGGUAGUUCAAGAACCAAAAAGUGGUACGGUACCAAAAAUUGAGCGUAGUGUAAACGGGGCUUAGCUAAAUAGGUAGUCCAAGAACAAAAAAAGUGGCACGGGUACCAAUUUUAUCCGUGCCGUACCAAAAAUUGAGCGUAGUGUAAAUGGGGCUUAAGUGAAGCGAGAUGCUAGACUCUAGUGAGCAACACUUAUAAGGUCUCGCCUGCAUUUUAAUUUUCAGCAGGUUCCUCAGUUUCUCUCAUUACAACUGGUCUUGUGCCUCUUGCUUCGCCUAAUCACCUUGUUUAUGUCAAACCAAGGAGACAGGGGGCAAUUUAUACCAGUGGUGAAUGGUGAAUGUCCUUCUCCCAGGAGAUAUAAGUGUGACUCAGGAGCACAAAACAGAUCAAAGUACCAGGCGUCCAGGCCUUAAAAUAUCGGUCGGUCACAGACAUUGUCCAACCCAUUCGUGAACUUGUCCGACGUAGAUCUCGAGGAAACCACCGGACAUUCUGUCCUACCAAAGUGGAACUGAGGUUUAUUGUUUGUCCGACCUGAGUGUAUUUGUGUCCGACCGAACUGUAGCUUUGUCCAACAUAAAUCAAAAUGUACCCUAUCCCACGACUAGAGACUCGUAUGUUAAAUGGAAAAUCAGAGUACUAUUGUAUAAAAGGUGAACUGGAAAUUUGUUUUAACGUAGUCGAGCGCGGGGCAGGGAGCGAAAGUGGAAAAAUGGGCUUAAAUUGUCUAAGUCUUUUACUGCUGUUCUGGAAAGCAAGUUAAUUUUGGCUUGGAAAUAAGUAUGAAAGAAACAAAUUAUUUAAUAUCUUCACAAACAUUUACCGUCAUUCAUCCAGUCCUGCAAAAUCAUUCAUCCAGUCCUGCAUGAAUGGAGCCUGUGCAUGGCAUUGUGCACCUGCCCAGGUGCACAACUGUUCAAUUAAAUAAAUAUUAUUUCAAGUUCUGUAUGUUUCCAUUGAUGGUAGUACUCAGGUUACUAUUUGUAUCCUUGAACAUUUCAGUUUACACCUAUUAACACUUUCCCCUUGACAAGUAAAAUCUUUUUAGAGCUGUGCAAACUUCGGUUGUUUUAGCUCCGGCUCCAGUCGUCAAAACUCCAGCAAGGAAUUUUUAUGGAAAUUUCAUAUUUAAAACUGGAAGCAGGCGAACGUAUUUCAGUGUAAGGCGAAAGCACAGAAUAAGGUACACAGAAGGCCGACUUCUUCGUUUUUCCUAUGAUUUUCCUAUGAUUUUGGCGUAACUCGUGAUUCGUCAUCAAAUGCUGACGCCAUGGUCCUAGCCAGUGAGCGUUUGAGAGGCAUUCACCCCCUGAUAAUAUUCAAAAUGGCAGAUGUCCAGGGGGGGAAUGCCUCUCAAACGCGCACUGGCUAGGACCAUGGUAUCAGCAUUUUGAUGAUGAAUCAUGGCGUGGCAGCGGUUACUCGAGUCGACCUUCUGUGUACCUUAUUCUGUGGCGAAAGUAUUUCAGUGUAAUUUCAGAAUUUAUCUUUUUUUAAACACGUUUUUACAACACUAAUAAUAGUAAACAACAUAGUUAUACGUGGUCGGUAAUAUAUAGUAAAACAACAUAUAAAUAGUAAUAUAUUAGUAAACAACAACUUAAUUUUACCAUUUAAUUCCAAAAUAAUGUUCAUUGAAAUAUGAAAUAAUUUUUCAUAAUUUUGUUUGCCGGAGUUUUUGCCAGAGUUUUCCGGCUCCGGCAAAAUAUGCCAGGGCUCCGGCACUGCGGCUCCGGCGCAUAGCUUUUAAUCUUUUCAAUGUUUGGUGAUAUGAAAAACUGCCAUUUCAGUGAGCAUACUCUCUACUUUCUAAACAGCACCAUGAAGAAAUGGAUGAAAUUGACAAGAGAAGAAAAGAAGAAUUUCAAACACAUGAAAUGGAGAAAGAACACAAACGAAGAAAGGCAGAAAAAGGACUUGAUGAAGCAAAGAAAAAGGAAAUUGAAGAAGAAAGAAAGAGAUUGAAAGAAAAACAUAUGAAGGAUGCCAAAAGAGUUAACCAUCCAGUAAGUGAAAACAGAAAGCCAAUUCUGAAUUUGUUAUUCUAAAUUGAGAGGCAUUAUUGUGAAAAAGUGCAGCUUAAUGGGUUUAUGAUGCUCACAAUUGAACGAGACCUAAUGAUAAAGGCUUUUGAACCCUUGAUUGAUCUUUGGCAUGCAUUAGAGGUAUUGAAAAAGCCAUCAGAUGUUGAAAAAGCCAUAUUUGCACUCAACCUUUUAGUUCAAUCAGGACCAUACCAAAUUUAUUGUUUAAUUAUAAUUUAAUGUACCAAUUUGAGUGCAGUUUUCAAUGCAAGGAAGGCGUAAUAAUAUAAAUGUAUAGAACAGGUAUAUAUGGUAUUACGAAUGUAUAGACUGGUGUUUGUAUCAAGUUGUUUUCUUUUUUAUAUUCUGCAAAAAUGAUUCCGAAAUGUUAACUAAGGCUUUCGAAAAAACUAUCGAAUUUUUCCAUCGUGUUUUACAGAGAAAUGUCUCAGCUGCAAACCCACCCUCAAACGUCCAUAUGACGUUUCUCGUGGACAAAAUAAUAUGUGAGGUUUCCCUUAAUAUGUGCAUGUGGUAUUUUAUAAUAUAUGAAAUCAGCCUAAAAUUUUCAUCAUUGUAUUCAAUGUACUUUGAGAAUUAGUAUAUUUCAGAGUAUUGAUUUGUGCCUAACGUGACUCAUUGUCUUGCAGGGCAGUAGACCUCAACUUGAAGAGGUUUGGGAAGAGGAGGAUGGACUUGACAAAGACCAGUUUAAUCCAAGGACAUUCUUUAAAAUUCAUGGUAAGCAUGUACAUACAUUCUCACUGUCAAAUGACUCUGUGAUUCUAAUGUUGCACGACUUACGCAUUAUUAAUAAUAUUAACAGUACCUCAUUGCUGCUUUACUUUGAUCUUCAAGUCUUGGACUGGAAACGUUAACUGACAAUGUCUACAGAAUAAUGUUUGUCGUUGUUAAUAAAACCUCAAUGCGGUGCCCUGGAUAUAGUAAUUUAUUAAGUGCGCAAAACAAGUACACCACAACCGCAAAGAUUUACUAUUUCAGAAUAAAUACCAAGACUUGUGAUUCCAAACUAACAGACUAAAAAACUCACACAGCAAAUACAGUAUAAAGCGAUGCCAAACGUCCUUUAAGCACCGCAAUUUCAGAAUUCCACUUUUAUGUUUUCACGUUCUACUCUUGUCAGUCGAGGCUUUGUAUUCAUUUAUAUAAACCAUUGUACAGUAUUUGUAAAAGAGGUAGUCCCACUCAGGAUUUUUACUUUUGCCAGGAAUUUAUAUAAAUGUACUUUGUAUUCAUUUAUAUAAUUAAACCUUUUAAUUUAGGUUUUGUCUCAAGUUGGAAAUCACAUUCCAGGCUUAAAUAUUUCGUCCACCACAAUACAGUAUAUUACUAUACAACACAGGUUUCAAUAAUGUGUACAGCUGUACAUUAAUCAAAUCAUUACUUACCUUUUUGCAGACAAAGAUAAUGAUGGACAACUAGAUCCAUAUGAAUUGGAAGGCUUGUUUUACCGUGAGGUAAUUUGUUUUGUUUGUAUUAAUAACUUGGCUUUUCUUAUUCCCAAACCUGUUUGCUAAUAGAUUCCGAAUUAAAUAAGAUGCAAUUUCGUACAUGCAGGUAAGCCUAUACUGUAUAUAGAGUAUAGGGUCGUGCAGAAAACGAUAAAACUUUUUUUAUCUCAUGGUAUAGUCUAACCAUCUAUAUAUCCAUAAUCUAAGGGCGUACACAUAUUGUUGUAAAUUUACCUUCUAACUAUAAUGAUUGAUUCAUGUAGAUCAAAAUGUACAAAAGCUCAUGAACAUUUUCAUUUGCACACAAUCUAAGUCAGGUAUUGUGUUAUUUAGGCAAGCAAGAUCCACAAUAGUUCUGAUCCAGAUUUUGAUAACCGUGCGCUUGAUGAAGAAGUACAAAGGAUGCGUGAACAUGUUGUAAAACAGGUAAUCGCACUCAGGAUUUUUACUUUCGCAUGCAGUUAUGAAGCCAUGACUAAGUGAAAUGAACUGCAUUAACCUAUAGCAACAAUUCAGAUAAUUUGUUACCUUAACUUAAGUCCCGUUUACACGGCACGUACACGACUGUAGCUGCAAUAUUUUGCAAUGGCACGCACAGCACGGCAAAAUUUACGGCAAAAGUUAAAUUUAGGCACAGCAUGUUUAGUCUUAAUAUUGUGGGACAUUUAACUUAUCUAUCGAAUUCGGAUGCGAGUAUAUACUUUUGAAAACUGCGCAUUUAGUUAUCUAUGCUUUGUCCAGAUUUACACUCAUUUAUACACGGCAUGGACUAGACACAUAUUUUUGCCUGGAUAAAGUAUAUCUUGCAUGACCAAAUUAAAGUAAAACAUCUAGCGAACUCAGUCUACGCUGCCAUGCAAUUUCGAGAAUUAUUAGAUUUACAAGUGUCUAGUAACUAGUUAUUUUGCUUGUGAUGUUACUCUGAGUGUAUAUCCACACCGGGCAGGCUUGAAAAAUAUGCCUGACCACGGUGGGAAUCGAACCUACGACCUUUGGAAAUACUAGCCAAAUGCUCUGCCAACUGAGCUACGCGGUCAGGUCGGUUCGAGUGUGUGAUAUUUCGGAACCGAAUCUAGUUCGGUGUGGAUAUACACUCAGAGUAACAUCACAAGCAUCUUAUUCACCUGAGUACAUUACACCAACACAGAAAUUAUCAUGAUUAUUAGAUUACAUUGAUAUCGAAGGAACUAGAUUCGGUUCCGAAAUAUCACACACUCGAACCUACCUGACCGCGUAGCUCAGUUGGCAGAGCAUUUGGCUAGUAUUUCCAAAGGUCGUACAUAGGUUCGAUUCCCACCCAUUCUCGUCCCCAGAGCCCUUCUUACGCGCGGUCAACCGAGCGCGACGAGGGGCUCUGGCCAAAUCCAUAACCGGACGGUUAAACACUGCGCAUGCUCAACGUCAAACGCGGAUAAACACUUCGGUUUUCUUGUUUGUUUCGUUUUGAAAGUUUUUCUCCAGGAAAACCGCACAAAAGCGGUAGGUUUCGCUAAUUUUUUUUAUUUAAAUCAAUCGGUAGGUAAGACGUGGUGUUCUCAAUGCAUGUUGAUAAAAUUUAGUAUAUAUUUCUCUCUUAAACGUUGUCAAAGUAGUAAUGGCUACGGAUACGAAGACGAGAGAUUGUCUCACUAUUUUAUAUUCGAUUUUAAGUCGCUGUUGUACGGAUUUUUAGACAAUUUUUUGUGUUUCAUUAAAAGUCAACAGUCAUACAUAAGACAUACUAUACUGCAAAUCCUUUGAAAAUUGUAAAAAAUCGGUUUCUAUAAGAAGAAAAUAGUCAUCACAAACUUCAUAUUCUGGCUGGCUUAUUUUCUCUUCAGAUGGCACUUCAGCUUUGAACAUGUAACACAGAUUUGUUUAAUUAACAUCACUGAUUUGAGAAUACGACGUGCAUCUGCCAUAAAUAUAUGUUGACUUCUUGCUGUGAGAACAUCGCGUCUCAAGCUAUAUUAAUUUCAAUCAACUAAUUGAUUUAAAUAAGUAAAAUUAGCGAAAUCUAUCGCUUUUGUGGGCGAUUAUCAACAACAAUCUUCCUAACUGCUUCGUACUGCUGUUCUUUCAACUUUAAUAAUGUCUUUUAUCCCAAUUUUCUCCAAAGCGAAACCAACGCUUCAUGGAGCGCUUCUGUAUUUUUAUUCAUAUUUACAAUAAACCAUAUAUUUCGUUGUGGCCAAUCAGAUGCCAGUUUGAUAUGGAUUUGGCCAGAGCCCCUCGUCGCGCUCGGUCGAACGCGCGUAAGAAGGGCUCUGGGUACGAGAAUGAUUCCCACCGUGGCCAGGCGUAUUUUUCAAGUCUGCCCGGUGUGGAUAUACACUCAGAGUAACAUCACAAGCAUCUUAUUCACCUGAGUACAUUACACCAACACAGAAAUUAUCAUGAUUAUUAGAUUACAUUGAUAUCGAAGGAACUAGAUUCGGUUCCGAAAUAUCACACACUCGAACCUACCUGACCGCGUAGCUCAGUUGGCAAAGCAUUUGGCUAGUAUUUCCAAAGGUCGUAGGUUCGAUUCCCACCGUGGCCAGGCAUAUUUUUCAAGCCUACCCGGUGUGGAUAUACACUCAGAGUAACAUCACAAGCAUCUUAUUCACCUGAGUACAUUACACCAACACAGAAAUUAACAACUAGUUAUUUGUUUAUCAAGUCAAAAUCUCGAAGGUUUUGAACAUUUAACGAUUUGCACAAGAUCGAAACUGGGUCACGCAGUUCCUAGUCCACUAUACAGUAGUACGAUCGUACUUUUUAAAAACGCGAAGUGGAGUGGAAUUUGAUAUUUGACGAUAUUAACUCAUUGCGUAAACUGUGGUGUUAAUUUGUUAGAAAACUGCAGUCUCUCAACAAGACUAAAGUUUUAUCGAUUCUUUGAAAAUCAUACAGCAAAAACAAUUCGGGUCAUAUCACGUUCAACUAGCAUAGAAUGUUUUUUUGCCUGAUUCAAAUAGGUGGACAAAGACAACGAUGGUUUUGUAUCAUAUGAUGAAUUCAUUGGGGCAACAAAAGAUCCUGAAUAUGAAAAACCACCUGAGGAAAACUGGCAACCAAUUGAUGAUGAUAAAGAAUACACUGAUGAAGAAUUUGAAGAAUAUGAAAAACAAUACGGAGAUUAUGAUGAAGAGGUGAGUUUCAGCUUUAUUAAUUUACUAGAUAGCUUAAGAUCUACGACGUCGACGUCAGCUAGGACGUCAGGGCUAAGCAGAGGACUGGGACUAGGACGUCGUCCUAAAUAAAUAAACCUCCACCUAAGAUUCACGGCGUAGACAUUUAAACUAUAAAUAUUUACAUUCUUUUGAAAAUGACGUGUGAACCAUUACCGUUUGUUAUGCUCUUGUAUCCACGAAGGUAAAACUCUUGUUGUGGGGUUGUCGACGUUUGGUGGACGACGAGCAAAUUGAGAGAGACACAUGCACACUUCAAAAACUAUUACCAAUUUACUUCCACUUGCCGCCCUACAUAUUUGACGUCGUAGUUACAUGAGCUAUCGACUUAUUUAGGACGAUGUUCUAUUCCCAGUCCUCUGCUUAUCCCUGACGUCCUAGCUGACGUCGACGUCGUCGAUCUUAAGCUAUCUACUACCACUACUCGGGGCGAACGACUAGCAAGUGCUGCAGUUACGAUUACCAUUAGCAUUUCUAUAGCGCAAAUGUACAUGUGGAUAUAUGAUGGAUACAACUGAGGACCACCUUAAAUGGAAAGGAUUUCACGUUUUUUCUCGUGGGCUAUGCACAGAGAAGCAGAACAUCCUUCUUCAACAAAAGUUUUGGAUUUUGAUCAAUAAAUAUGGAAAUAAGCAUUAACACGAAAAUGAGACGCCAGGUCAUGACCUGAAAAAAAACUUGAAAUCCUUUCCAUUUAUUAAGGUGGUCCUAAGUUGAAAACAGUGUAGUUGUGACGUAAUUAUCGAAUGAGUGUAUUACAUACUUUAAUAGCCUAGAUUAGUUUAUCUUUACAACAAUUGUAAUAUUACUUUCUUAACUGUGUUUAACCCCACCCUGUCAAUUUCCCUGUGGGAGGCACCCGGAGAAAACCCACGCUCUUUUCACAUGAGUCCGUAGCGAGAAUCGAACCCACGAACUCGAGAGGUGAAAGGCUCUGACGACUGCGCCACCGAAGCCCCCCGAAGCCCACGGGGGAACUGGUUAGAGCGAUGCCCCCUGUAUACACUGAGUUAAGCUUGCUUCAUUAGAUCCAAGGUAGACGAGUAACGUCCCUGUAUUGGAAACACAUGUUAGUCGAGUUUGACUGAUUCUGUCCUGUGCUUCGAGGAGUGUCCUCCAAGUCCUCCUAUUUUCUGCAAUUACUAAAAGCUAACCCUUAUGCCUUGUCGAGCACGUAUAUCAUCAGCGAAAAUGCGAAAUGCAUAGGGAACCUUGAUUUUGGCACGUUUUAGGGGACUCAUUUUAUGGAAUUCAACAGUCGAAAUCUCGGCAACUGCAAUAAAAAUUUCCCAUACGUGUUUAAACACUCGCUAACGGUCUGUAUGUACAGAGAUGCUACCAGUUAUCGACAGAAACUGUGAAAACCAUUAAAUUGGGAUGAAAUCUUCUCACAUACUGUAUAUAAACACAGAUUAAAUUUAUCUUGUUUACCGGACCAGCCCGGUUCCACCUAAACACUAAACAGUCUCUAUAUAAGAAAACACUUCACUAAAGGGCCGAUUACAUGGAGGUUUUCAGCCCGAGAUGAAAUUCAGCCCGAGAUGAAAUUCAGCCCGGCAAACCGGGAUGAGAUUUCAGCCCAGGGCUCCUGUAAUUUCAAUAUAAAAUGAAUUUUACGAUUACAUGGAAAAGUUUCAGCCCGCGUUGAACUUUUCAUCCCGGUUUAUGUCACCCGGGAUGAGAUUUUCAGCCCUGUCAACUGGGAUGAAAUAUCCCAUGUAAUCGCAAAUAAUUUCAGCCCGGACUAGAAAAACAAUAAAUGGUUUUAUUUUGCGUUUUGUCUCAUCUUUAAUACUAUAUGCAACCACAGUCUUACACAAGUCAAGUAGUCGACUAAUCGGCGUUUUAAAUGCUCAAAGAAGCGGAAUAUUGCCUUUCAUGAAAUCGUUAUAUGAUUUGAGCCCGGGCUGACAUUUCAGCCCGGGUUUGUUUACUAUAUACAAGGGAUAAAUAUAGCUCUGACUAAAACUCAGCCCGGAUUCAAACUGCCCAUGUAAUUGUGAUGCCAUUUCAGCUCGGUUAACCGGGCUGAAACUCAGCCCGGGCUAAAACCGACGCCACGCAGUAACUCCCAAUAAAUCCCAACGUUUUGCGUUCAUCUCUGGAUUCUGCGCAAAGCUUCUUAUGCGGAAUACUUAGAGAAAGUGCGAGCAAAUCGUGCUUUUGAAAACUUUUUCUCUACGUUAACAGGAAUGCCGCGAAUGCAUAAUAUUAUGAUUCACUAUAUAAAGGCCGAUUUACACUACACAACGUUUGCCUAAAACUGGCGCAUGCAACCUGCUUAGAACUUGAGUGGUACUGUGUAAAUCAAGCAAACAACUUACCUAUGACAACGUAGGCAGAUCACAGUAGGUUUGUUGUCCCAUAAAAGCUGCUUUAUACUAUGUCUAUGAAUUAGUUCGUGUGAUCACAGUAUAAGGAUUUUGCAUUGAUAAAUUCUACGUUUUGAAGGAUUUGUGAGAAUUGUUUAGGGAACUGAACACUAAGUUAGUUCCCUCAACAUUUGUUGCAAAUAUUUCAAAACUUAGAAUUUGCCUAUGCAAAAUUUCUACUGUGAUCACACAAAUUUGAUAGUGUAAACCAGCCUUCAACGUUAACCAAACAAACUUAUUACUGUUUGUGUACGUUCCAUUACGCUAUAGACAAUACAUAACACGAUACUCAUUUUAACAUUUCCUUCCAAUUUAGGAUCACCCAGGCGAAGAAGAUGAAGAAACCCAUAAUGAUGUUCCCGCUAAUGAUGCGGCUGCGGCUGCCCCUCAUGUACCGCUGGCGCAUUCACCAGAUCAAGAAAAACUUGAACAUGGUGAAAAUGCUCAACAAACUAAUCAAUAAAAUGUAAAUAGAAAACUGUAUUGUACAAUUGUUGUACCCAAUUGAGCCAUUAGGGCAGAUAUAUAUGGGGUGAAUAAAAUAAAUGCAUACUCCAUAGAGAUUUCUGUAUUUUUAUGUACCAGUGAUCCAUAUUCUAUAGCAUCAAUAUUUUAAUGUUUUAAGCCGAUUCUAAGGCUAAGCAAUUUUUCAUUGAAAUUUAUUGAAAUUAAAUCUAUCGAAAUUUUAAAAAACUCAUUAAUAAUCAGGUAAAGACAAAGGAAAUUAUCAAGGAAAUUAUCACGAUAUUCGAUAAUAUCGCGAUAAAUGCAAUAAAAACAAUGACCACAUUUUUCAAUUUUAAUUAAUGUCAAAGCAUAGUAAGCUUAUAUAUAAUCUUGUUAAAAACAAGUAAAAACAACAAAUUAAAGUAAUAUGAAGGCUUUUUCUAGUCUAAUAUUUACUGCUCAUACACCAGAACUGUAUAUGCAUUGUCUACUAUGUCUCCGCUGGCACAAAUGCUGUGGGCACACAGUCCAAGCAAAGCCUGCAAUUUCAUUGUUCAGUGGAUCAUUUUAAUACAUAAAUAUUAGCUUUUGUGUCGUAUUAAAUUCGUAUUUAAUUCGGGAAAUAGGUGUAUUUUCUAGGAAUUGAAAGAUUAUUUUAGGAAUUUAUGUACAUAUGCGAAGCAAUAUCACGAUAGUUUUCGACCAUGACGAUAAUUUCGAUAUACCGUCGUUCAAGUUCCUACCUUCGAUACGAUAAUCGCGAUUGAAAAUAUCGUGAUAAAUCGAAAUAUCGCCCAACCCUAAUCGGUG
Molecule: messenger RNA, 11970 nt
Organism: Paramuricea clavata
Lineage: Eukaryota; Metazoa; Cnidaria; Anthozoa; Malacalcyonacea; Plexauridae
Source: the annotation of a GenBank genome assembly